AUGGUUCAGUCCGGCACCCCCAUCAUCGUGGACGGAAAGGGACACCUUCUCGGUCGUCUCGCCUCCGUCAUCGCAAAGGAGAUCCUGAACGGCCAGAAGGUCACUGUUGUCCGAUGCGAGGAGGUCAACGUAUCUGGCAGCUUCUUCAGGAACAAGCUGAAGUACCACGUCUACCUGCACAGGCGUCACGUCGUCAAGCCCACUCGCUCCGGUCCCUUCCACCACCGAGCUCCCUCUCGUAUCCUCUACAAGACCAUUCGAGGAAUGGUGCCCCACAAGACUGCCCGUGGUGCCGCCGCCCUUGAGCGUCUGAAGCUGUACGAGGGUAUGCCCCCUCCCUACGACCGCAAGAAGAAGAUGGUCAUCCCCGCUGCUCUCCGUGUGCUCCGUCUGAAGCCCGGCCGCAAGUACGCCACCAUCAAGCGUAUCUCGCACGAGGUCGGAUGGAACCACAAGGACACCGUUGACAAGCUGGAGCAGAAGAGGAAGAUCAAGGCACAGGCUUACAAUGAGCGCAGGGUGGCUUCGCUCAAGAAGCGUGCUGCUGGCAAGGAAGCUGCUGGCGCCGAGCUCAACCAGAAGCUCGCUGUCUACGGCCUAUAAACGCAUCGUCGGAUCCCCUGCAUCAUUGUGGUUUUCUCGAGCGUUAUACAUUGCACGUUACCUUCAUCGGCCGAUGUAGUCUUGUGAGCUUCGUUGGGACCUCAUAGGGGCGCACCUUUGCCUAGACGAAGUCACUUGAUGUGGUGACUACGACAAAACUUCACCUUCUCGUCGUGCGCCUUUCCCAUCCUCUCUUCAUCAUGUACUUUGACUCCCUUCUCAUCACCCCGACCAGCACCUCUUUUGGCCGCUUGGCCUUCUCGAUUCUAGCUUGUUUGUGCUUUACCCUGUAUGGGAAGUCCCUCCUUGCCAAGAUCAAUCGACACCAGAAUCAGCAGA
Messenger RNA from Microstroma glucosiphilum, 942 nucleotides. Its product is annotated as 60S ribosomal protein L13a. The transcript is spliced from 3 exons. Gene Ontology annotation, biological process: negative regulation of translation; translation. NCBI's taxonomy places the organism in Eukaryota, Fungi, Basidiomycota, Exobasidiomycetes, Microstromatales, Microstromataceae. The record is from RefSeq and is a predicted model, not a curated record. Gene Ontology annotation, cellular component: cytosolic large ribosomal subunit; ribosome. Gene Ontology annotation, molecular function: structural constituent of ribosome; mRNA binding. Bases 1 to 603 code for a protein of 200 amino acids.